AUGGUGUCUUGCUAUAAAAAGUCGUUAUUUCAACCACAUCGGCCGCAUACUUGGAGCGUCAGCCUGAGUGCGUAUGUAAAAGAAUACGCCUUCACCAUAGCCGCCAAUUCGGAAGUCACAUCUGAGACAUACUUUGGACUUCCACAGCACCGCUCUCCAGACCCGCGUGGACAGCAUUCUGGCCGACCCGCAUGUUUAGCCGGUGAAAAGGUGUUUUGGACAAGUGAAAGUGUGAAGCCGGACACGGUGAUACAUCGCACACAACGUUAUGGAGAACUUGCAGAAUGUGACUUCGCGGACGAGCUCGAACCAAAGGACAGCCUCGCUGGUCACCACGACCCAGAUUGCACCUCUCUCGGACAUCGUGAAUCCAGGCUCUCUAAUGCCGGCCAACCUCAUGCGGCCAACUCUGAAUCAACUGCCAGUUAUGGCAUCAAAACGGAUAAUGCUUGUGCUGGAUAA
Molecule: messenger RNA, 462 nt
Organism: Protopolystoma xenopodis
Lineage: Eukaryota; Metazoa; Platyhelminthes; Monogenea; Polystomatidea; Polystomatidae
Source: the annotation of a GenBank genome assembly